UCGCAGAACCAGUUGGUUUGGCCCAGCCGCCCAGCUGCUUCUUCUUUCCUGCCUUCUCACUGUGUGUGUGCUGCUGUGGUGUGUGCCUGGUGUCAACCUACGCCGACGAGCGCACAUAUAUCCCUCCCUCUCCUCUGUUGGAGGGCCGCUUCCAAUUUGCCUUCACUUUCCUUCUCGCCGGCUUCAUUGGCUUCCGCGCCGUGCCAGUCAACUCGCCUCCUCUCCCAGCCCGAGUUGAACAGCAACAGCUCGGAAACAUCUGGCCGCCGCAGAGUGCUACACUCCCCGUCCCUCCGACGCUCACCUCGGCAGCCUGUUAUGGAAAUGAGUCUAAACUCUAUUUAGUUUGGUCUCCGAGGGAAAGACGGCGAUCUGACGGUGGACGCGGAGGAGACAUUGGAGCUUGUUGUCUAGAAAGACUGAGCGAGGAAGAGAAAGAGCAAGAAAGAAAGAUAGUGAGGGAGGGAUACGAGCCAGAGCCCAGCUAUUCUGCAACAGUGGAGUUAAUCAAGUUGAUGCAUACUGCUACAGGUUAUGAGGACGGCAGGAUGGAGUUCCCAGACCACAGCAGACAUUUGCUCCAGUGUCUGAGUGAGCAGAGGCACCAGGGCUUCCUGUGCGACUCCACCGUGCUCGUGGGCGAUGCUCAGUUCCGCGCUCACCGCGCUGUGCUGGCCUCCUGCAGCAUGUACUUCCACCUCUUCUACAAGGACCAGCUGGACAAGAGGGACGUGGUCCACCUCAACAGCGACAUCGUCACAGCGCCUGCCUUCUCUCUGCUCCUGGAGUUCAUGUACGAGGGCAAACUGCAGUUCCAGAACCUGCCCGUAGAGGAUGUGCUAGCGGCCGCCAGUUACCUGCACAUGUACGACAUUGUCAAGGUGUGUAAAAAGCGGCUGAAGCAGAAGGCCACGGCCGAGGCCGACAGCACGCGUAAAGAGGACGACGGCUCCAGUUGCUCGGACAAGGCCGACAGCCUAUCAGACGGCUCCACAGGGCGACCCGCCACCGCCGACCUGCUGCACAGUGACGAGGAGGAGGAAGGGAAGACAGAGGCAGCACCACUGUGGCUCAGGCUGCCCUCCGACAGACCAGCCACCCCCGCCAUGGCUUCAGGCAGUCCCGCUAACGGAGAGGCCGAGACCCAGAGCGCAGAGAGACUGGCAGAGCAGAAGCUGCUCUCUCCGGCUGGCAGCCCCAGCAGCUCCACUGGUUCCCUAUCCCGGAGGUCCCCACACUCCAUCAGCUCCCGUAGAGACCACCGGGGACGCAGGGUGUCCAACGACACCGCCGACUGUGUCCUAGACCUGUCUGUCAAACCUAUAGGCAGCAACCACAGCAGCCACCAACCGCCAUACUUCAGCGGGACAGCCACGCCGGACAGUCUACAGAGCCCGCUAGCCGUCAGGGUCAAGGUGGAGAGAGGUGUGGCGUCAGACGAGGAUGAGGAGCUGGGAGGAGGGGAUUAUGACAUGGAGCACAGUGGACUCAAGGUGACAGCCCCCAGUACCAACGGGGGUUUGACCCACCACAUGGUGGGGGGUCCUCUGUCGGCCCAGAGAAGACUGGGUCUGGAGGCGCACCUGUCAGCCCUGCGCGAGGCGUCUCUGGCCUCAGAGCUGGAGCGAGAAGACAAGGCUCCAACAGGUGCAGACGACGAGGACCUACUGGGUGGUGAAAAUGAUCGUACCCAGACUGAGGCGGGCACUAUGGACAGCUCUUUGCUGCCCUAUGUGUCCAACAUGCUGUCUGCCACUCACACACAGAUAUUCAUGUGCCCUCUGUGUAACAAGGUGUUCCCCUCCCCACACAUCCUCCAGCUCCACCUCAGCUCCCACUUCAGAGAGCAGGAGGGCAUCCGGUCCAAACCGGCUGGAGACGUGAACGUGCCCACCUGCACCAUCUGCAGUAAAACCUUCUCCUGCAUGUACACACUGAAGCGGCACGAGCGGACUCACUCUGGGGAGAAGCCCUACACUUGUACCACGUGUGGGAAGAGCUUCCAGUACUCACACAACCUGAGCCGGCAUGCCGUGGUGCACACACGCGAGAAGCCACACGCCUGUAAGUGGUGCGAGCGCCGCUUCACACAGUCUGGGGACCUUUAUCGGCACAUCCGGAAGUUUCAUUGUGAACUGGUCAACUCACUGUCAGUGAAAAGUGAACCUCUGGCACUGCCCAAUGUGAGGGACUGGGCCAUAGAGGACAGCUCACAAGAACUGUGGAAAUGAAGGCUGGGCUGGGGACAGGGCUCAGUCUGUAACCUGCUGACUCAUGCUCUCAUCUUCAUGUAUGUCGCAAAUCUCAUUCAAUUGCACUUUAAUAGCACAUAAAAUGUUACUACUGAAUAUUUUAUUUCUUUAUUUUGAGUUGGUGUGCGCUGUGUUUGGUGGUUUUCAGUGCGUCUCUAGACAGGUCGCAGUGAGAGUUUUGUGUUUUAUUGGUGUUGUACCUCACAACGCUCCGAGUCCGACACUGGUGUCAUAUCAGUCAGACAGUCGAACCCACUGAAGCUGAAGCAUUAUCCACACUAAACGGGUACUGUGAGCACCACACACACACACACACACACACACUCAUAUGUGUGUGUGUCAAACUGCACUACGCUGGCAAAAAUCUCAUCUGGAGUGCGUGAGUGUGUGUCUGUUUUAUUUAAUUUUGUACUGGUAUGGAGGCGCGCUCCCGCUUCUCUAAGCUCUUGAUGUUGUGUAAGGGAAAGCUCAUUGACAGAUAGAUUCACUCAUGCAAUGCACAGCCUCCCUUUUCACUUCCAAUCAAUUUGAAGUAUUUUUUAAAUCUUGGAAAUUAUAAUUAUUAUUAUUAUUGUUAUUAUGAAUAGAGUUUUUCUUAAAUCUAGCUGGCAGUCUUUAAACAUCUCUUGUUGAAAAGGUAUUUAAUUUAAGGUUGUUGUAUAUUGUUCUAGAGUUUUAAUCUUUGACAUCUUUUUAAAUUAAUAUGAUGAUAAUUAUUAUUUUUUAUUACUUUUUGUAAUGGGACCUGCUGUUGUUGCAUGAUGUCCAGACCUGUAUAUUUUAAAAUAAAAUGUGAAUUUGCUGUAUUACUGUACACAUUGUAAUUGAACAAACAGGCUUUCUUUUUUAUUUUCCAUUUUCUGUGAAUAUUUCUCAAAGGUGCAGUCUGUUAAAACAAAUAUUUUCACAACUGGAAAAUGCAUGAACAUUGAUUUUUGUCUUAUUUAAUUUGAUUUUUUUUGGAGGAGGUGGAUAGAAUAUUUUGAAAGUGAAGGGGUGAUUUAGUAUACUGGAUGUAGGGGAAUGUUAGCGGCUGCGGCGCUCUGGUGAACAUGUGAAGCCUGUGUCUAUAUGCACUGAUCUGCUGUUUGAUGUGUUGUGUGUUUGUGUGUUUGUGUGUGCGAACUACUGAAGAUGUUUAUGUCACUAACCCAGCACUUCCUCCUGCUCUUCCUCAGGCGUUUGUGUGUCCACUGUGUGUUUCUGUGGUCCUCUCUGCUCCUCUGCACCCAACAGCAGGCACCCAUGGGUGGCUUGGCUCACAGGGUGCUUCUUCAGGUCUGUGGGUGCUUUGGUGUGGCUCAGACUGGACUGAGGUUGGAGGUGGCAGAGAGUGAAACUGUCCUGCUGAAUGUUGAAGCCUCAAAUCUUUUCUCAUGCUGAAGUUUGGCUGUGUGUUACACAUAGAGAGAGAGAGCGUGUUUUAGACAUUAUCCAUAUCUGUGAACACAGAAUUGGCAUGCCUGAAUGCACCUUUUUAAGCUCAAAGACAAAAUCAGAUUUUUUUGCUAAAAACUUGCCUUUUAUUAAAUCAUUUUGAGUAUUUGAUACUGAAACCAUUUACAGAUCGGGACAUUGUGUAUGAAUUCAUGUCUAUUGCAAAUUAAAUUUAUUGGAAAAUAUCAAUAUUUUGAUGAUAUUGGAAACAAAUUGAAAAUAUUUUAAACAUUUUCUGUUUGUGCAUUUCAAAAGCUCUUUGUGAGUGGGAUUUAUAAUGUUUUGUUUACAAACAGCUGUGGCUCACUCACUUCUUCCUCAGUAUGGGCCCAUAGACACGUGCAUGUACAGGGCUGCAGUGGAGCCACAUGAGCACUGCACUUCUGUCUGUGUGCAUGGGCUUUUCCUGCUGUAUGUUCUGGUUGUACUUGACUGCCUUAAACUGCUGUAGUCCAGCCUCUUCUUAUUUGAUUCAAAUGGUGUGUGUGAAGUUUAGGGAGUUGUGCUGUGAAUGAACCACCCACUAGACAUCUCCAAACUUCUUGUUUUUUGUUGCUGUGCUUACUUGAAAACACAAAUGUCAUAACAGUUUGUAAACAAACAGGUGAAGUGUGCAGGGUGGGAGGGGUUCAUAAAAGUUUUUCUGUCUCUUUUGAAAGAGGACAAUCAGUGGAAAAACAAGCUGAUUUAAAUUCAGAGACAUUUGCUCCCCGUUUGAGACUAAAACUAUGUUUUUGUUUUUUUUAUUUAAAUUUCAGAUUUAGUCAUUUUUAGCUUUGACAAUCAUAGUUUUUAUUUGUGUUUCUCAAGGGGAGUAAAUUCUAAUUGUGUUUAGUUUUGUAAUUUUUGGUGUGUGCUGUUGUUGACAUUUUUAAAUUGUGUGCAAACUGCAAUAAAUUAUAAGAAUCUUGAAACUUGAA
Boleophthalmus pectinirostris (great blue-spotted mudskipper) is the source of this 4609-nucleotide messenger RNA. It is a transcript of the gene zbtb18, whose product is annotated as zinc finger and BTB domain containing 18. Gene Ontology annotation, cellular component: nucleus. Gene Ontology annotation, molecular function: RNA polymerase II cis-regulatory region sequence-specific DNA binding; DNA-binding transcription factor activity, RNA polymerase II-specific; protein binding. The record is from RefSeq and is a predicted model, not a curated record. Gene Ontology annotation, biological process: regulation of transcription by RNA polymerase II. The transcript is spliced from 3 exons. Lineage: Eukaryota; Metazoa; Chordata; Actinopteri; Gobiiformes; Gobiidae. The coding region runs from base 516 to 2231 and encodes 571 amino acids.